AUGUCAUUAUUAUGACUACGUAUCUCAUCAUUAUGAUUUAGUAUCUCAUUAUUAGGAAACAAAAGGGAGCAAGACACAGGUAAGCUAAAAAAAAAAGGACCAGAGGAGGUCGUGCAAAGUCAGUGAGUCAACUGUUACAAAACUGUUGCCUCAUAGAGGAAGAUUUAAACUGUGGAUUACAGAGAUGGCACAGACUUCUGCUGUCGUCCUCCUGUCCAGUUCUCCUGGACAGUUCUCAGCUCCUGCUCUAACUCUGCCACCAUUUAACAAGAAACCCAUCAGCUCAUAUUUCUAAGACAAAGCAGUUGAGGAAAGAAAAUAGACCCAAUUGAAUUUUUUGCUCCCACGAAACAAUCGUUGUUGAUUUUGUUGGCCGAGUCCGUGGUUUAAGCCUCAGAGGCUUGUCGGAUCUUCAAUGUGGGAUUCCCGCCAAACAUGUCAAAGACCUGGCUUAUCUCACACAAUAGUGCACGUAACCCAGUUAUAUUUAAGACCAGGUGUCAGCCCACAUGUCCCCCCUCGCUAUUUGUUUCCUGCGGGUGGGACUGCCAGGCAUCUGAGAACAGGACACACCUCAUUAUAAAAACACCAGAAAAGUCUGAGCCAUCACUGAGAGCUGCUAACAUACCUCACAGAGUGAUGAACACUUAUGAAGAAUAUAGCGAAGAGGAGCUCAAUGACUACAACAUCCAGCUGAGUAUCCAAGACUCCUGCCAGGAUGCCUUUUUAAAAUCUGCAGCCAGUCUAGCAGCAGUGACAGAUGAAAAUCUGAGAGUCCUGGCUGCCAUUGAGCAAGGUGAGGUGUCAGUGCUCAGGGAGAUGCUGAGACAUACCUUCGCCUUCAGGGAGGUGGACAGUCGGGGCUGGCUUCCCCUCCACCGAGCGGCAUCGCAGCCGGUGUUAGAGGUUCUGGAGACUGUCUUGAGAUCAGCUCAGGAGCUCAGCCUGGAGGAGAGGACAGCUGUGGGCGGAGACACACCGCUGACACUGGCAGUUAAAGCCGAAAUGGCACCGAACGUGAAGACCCUGCUGGAGCGCGGGGCCUCGCCGCAUAACACCAACAGCAAGAAUGAGUCACCGCUGCUGCUGGCCGUGAGGGUCGGCUCUUGCGAGAUGACAUCCACUCUGGUGGCUCACGGCGCGUGGGUAGAGCAGGUUUGUCGAAAGAGGUGGACAGCAAUGCACGAGGCGGCCAAAGUCGGCAACGUUGACAUCCUCAUGCUGCUGCUGAGGAACGGUGGGCGAGUGAACCAGAAGGAUGUGACGGGGGUGACGCCGCUCGCUGUGGCUGCAGAGCACGGACACUUCCACAUCACUGAGAUUCUGCUGAACUGUGGUAGCAGAGUGAACUCUCAGGCCAUGAACGGGGAAAGUGUCCUCCUGGAUGCAGCGGGGUCGGGAAACACGGCGUGCAUUCAGCUGCUGCUGGACAACGGGGCCGACCCAAACCUGCCCAGCAUCACCGGACACCUGGCCAUCCACAAGGCGGCUUAUGCCGGACAUUAUGAUGCCCUGAAGAUGCUGAUACCUCUGACCACAAGAAAAGCCAUUAAAGAAGCCGGUCAGAGUCCAGUCCACUCUGCAGCAGACGGAGGACAGAGGCGCUGCCUGCAGCUCCUGCUGGCCCACGGCUUCGACGUCAACUACCGCAUGAACACCAGAAACUCGGAAAACUACCGGGACAUGAGGAGGAGCGCUUUGUAUUUCGCUGUCUCCAAUGGCGACGUGGACUGCACCAGGAUCCUGCUGUCAGCCGGAGCAAAGACAGACCUGGAUCCAUUGUCCUGCCUCUUAGUGGCUGUCCGGUCCGGCCGCUACGAGAUCGUGAAGCUGCUGCUGGCGGCCAAAGCAGACGUGAACUGCUACUUCACGGUGGUGAGCGACACGGUGUUUCCCACAGCGUUGCAGUACUGUCUGAAGGACGAGGUGAUGAUGAGGCUGCUGCUCAACAACGGCUACAGGGUGGACACGUGCUUUCGCUGUCACCAUGACAGCGGUUUUGAUGCCAUCGAUGACGUGGAGGGGAAAAUCCCUUUCUGCGAGUUCAUGAGUCUCUGCUGCCUCAUGCAUCUGUCCGGGAGCGCGGUGCUGAUUCUGCUGGACUAUGUCAGCCAUGUCAACAUUUGCUCCAAACUCAGACGCAUCCUGGAGAGACAGAGAGAGUGGCCAGACAUUUGUGAAAUCCUCAGUGAGUUUAUUCAUCACACUGCAGUAUUUUAGCCUCAUUACUGCUUCAGUUACUUGAAGAGAUAAUGAUGUGGAAGUUGUUUGAUCUCUCCAUCACUUGCUCUGCAGCUACAAUGUACACUGCACCCUGUAGGGGGCACUGGUGUACCUAUUCUGCUUGAUCCUCUCAGUCGUGUGAUUGAUGAAUAAACUAAAGUGAUGUUCUGAAACCUUGCUCUCCAGACAGUCCUCGCUCCCUCAAGCAUCUCUGCAGACUGGAGGUCAGGAGGUGUUUGACC
Solea solea (common sole) is the source of this 2465-nucleotide messenger RNA. Its product is annotated as ankyrin repeat and SOCS box protein 15-like. NCBI's taxonomy places the organism in Eukaryota, Metazoa, Chordata, Actinopteri, Pleuronectiformes, Soleidae. The coding region runs from base 436 to 2220 and encodes 594 amino acids. The record is from RefSeq and is a predicted model, not a curated record. The transcript is spliced from 9 exons. Gene Ontology annotation, molecular function: protein binding.